Messenger RNA from Pelodiscus sinensis (Chinese soft-shelled turtle), 5926 nucleotides. The record is from RefSeq and is a predicted model, not a curated record. NCBI's taxonomy places the organism in Eukaryota, Metazoa, Chordata, Testudines, Trionychidae.
AGCCCUGCCCUUCCUCAGCCCCAGCCACCCCUCCCCUUGUCCUAAUCCAGCCCCUUGCUUCCCAGUGCCUAACGCCCUUUGAUCUGACCCCUACAGCCUAUGCCAACACCCUCUUGCCCCAGGUCCAGUCGUGUCUCCUGCAAAAGGCUGGGGGAGGGGCUUUUAGAAGUUCGUGGGCAUCAGCCCGCCCACCUCUGGAAUUUCAAAUAGUGCCCCACUACACAGGUAAAUGUAGAAAGAAAACUAACAAUGUGGUCUUGUAGUCAAGGCAGUUAAAUGUUGCACAGGUGAACCUGGCUCUGUUCUGCCUCCAUCAUAGAUGUACUGUAUGUGUGAAUACAAGUCACCUAAACCAAAAUUAUGGCAAAUGGAACCCCUCCCAAAAAAAACACCCUCUUGCCCUGUGACCCCACCAUGCUCUCACCCAGCACCCCUUUGAUCCCACCUCUGCACUUCCCAGAGUGAAGCUUCCCUCUCUAGGGAGUGUGGCUGUUACUGCCACGCGGGCAGGGGGUGGCUGUUGGUGGAGCGCGCGCACGCUCUCUCCUCCUUCGUACCUCCUCCCUCCCCAAGCACAUUUUGUGCCCCCAUGGUUAGAGCCAGGGGAGGAAAGGAGGAGCACGGAGCCCCAACCAGGCCGCCAUCUUACCUCGGUAGUAGGGGGAAGGAGGAAGGGAGGUGCCUCCUGCGCUGCUGCUGGGCAAAAUCAGCUACCAUGGUUGCUGUAGCUGAAGCUGGCUGCUGUGUGGCACCUCGGGGCCAGGGUAAGCCCCAGCCCCCAGAGCUGCUGCAGACAGCUAUCUUCAGCAACGACAGCCACCGUGGCCUGGCAGCCAGUGGUUUGUGGCCUGUCACCGGUCCAUGGUCCAGCAAUUGGGAACCACUGGCAUAUUGGAGAAGGAGUAUGAAAAGGACAUGCAUCAGUGCUGUGAGAAGACGAAGGAGCUGAGGCAGUGUACCAGAAGGCAAGGGAGUCAAACCGUUGCUCUGGUGUUGCUCAGGAGACCUGCCACUUCUAUAAGGAGCUGGAUGCCGUCCUUGGUGGCAACCUCACCUUCACCAAGAUCCUUGUGGAUACUUUGGGGGCCUGGAGACAGCAGACAGCGGACUCAGUCCCAAGGAUGAAGUCAUGAUGAGGAAGUUAAGUUGUAGGAUGAGCUGGGACAGGCCACAGGACCUCCUCUUAACACAGGCGAGUUCAAGCGAGUCCCAGGAAUCUGUCUUUGGCGUGUAUGAUGCAGGAGAGGGGAGCUUUGGUAAGUGAUAUUUUUGAGUUGAUGCUGCUUAGUUGUAUGAGGUAGAGCUGACUUCUGCUUUGUUAUGCUAGAAGUGGGAGAAGGGAUAGAAAUAUACAAGGCUAACUAUGUUUGUUUACUUUCCUCUGCAUAGUACGCAGUGAGGCAGAACAGUGUUAAUGCACACUGAGAUUUCAUGCGAGUCCUCUAGACGAUCUUCCUGGAGGUGUUUGCCAAUCCACUGCUGAAGGUUCCUUGGCAAUAUUGCUUUGUCCUUGCCUCCGUUUUAGGAAAGCUUCCGGGGCCAAUCGGCAAUCAUUUGUGCAGGGACCAGAGCAGCAGAGAGUCUUGAGCCAUAUACAUGCAGGAGAUGCACCCUUGCUUAUUCUCAGGAGUGAGAUACUAGCUUCAAUUAUCCUUGCCUGUGGAAAAUGGUAGCAGAUUUUGCAAUUUUGUACCUUGUAGUGAUUCUCUUAAACCUCCCAGGUCUUUUGCCCCAUCUUGAAUGCCCUCUUUCCACUGGACUAACUCACCCAUGUUUAGAAUGUUCUCUGAGCUAGGUGCCUGCCAAGGGACAGUGAGAAACUGAUUAAUAUUUUAAGAGGUGCAUUUUACUGUAAUUUUAAAAUGUGAGUGCACUAACAAUCACGGUUCUUUUUGUUUGUUGUGCAGAUAUGGCCUACAUGGCCGGAAGAGUGCCUCUGCCAAGUGAGGAAGCAACCGAGGAGUAAGGCGGACAUGCUUUGAGAGGUGCUCCAAGCCUCAGAUGCUGAAAAACAAAAACGCAGGCCACGGAGAGAGACUAUACAUGAAAAUUAUAAAAUAGGCAGGACAGCAAGGAGAGCCAGGAGGGAAUUUUAAUGGGCCAGGAGCAGAUGAUAACAGUGAUGGAGGGCCAAAUGGAGAUUUUGAAGUCCCUAAUCAUGCUGCAGUUGUAUGUCCUUUGGAAUGAUGAUUGAAGCAUGAAGGGACACAAAUGUUUAGUGCAUCUGGUGCACAAAUAUCUUGCAGUGCCAGCUACAACAGUGCCAUGUGACUGCCUAUUCUUACUUUCAGGUGACAUUAUGAACAAGAAGCUGGCAGUGUUAUCUCUGGCAAAUGUAAAGAAACUUGGUUUUCUGAGCUAUUGGAGUUGCAGGUUUUACUGCUUCUGGGUAAAGUAUGCAGACAAUAAAGUGUGUAGUUGUUGGAGAUGGUGCAGUGGGAAAGACCUGUCUUCUCAUCAGCUACACCACAAAUGCCUUUCCAGAGGAGUACAUACCUACCGUGUUUGACAAUUAUAGUGCCCAGAUGACAGUGGAUAGUCGGACUGUUAGCCUAAAUCUCUGGGACACUGCAGGCCAGGAGGAAUAUGACCGUCUGCGUACUCUCUCAUAUCCUCAAACAAAUGUAUUUGUUAUCUGUUUUUCCAUUGGGAGUCCCUCCUCUUAUGCAAAUGUUCGGCACAAAUGGCAUCCUGAAGUCUCUCACCACUGUCCUAAUGUUCCAAUUCUUUUAGUUGGCACCAAAAGCGACUUACGAAGUGAUGUGGAAACAGUUAAAAAGCUGAAGGAGCAAAGCUUGGCUCCUACUACUCUACAACAGGGAACUUCACUGGCCAAACAGAUUGGAGCAGUAAAAUAUUUGGAAUGCUCAGCUCUGAACCAGGAGGGGGUUCGAGAAGUGUUUGCUGAAGCUGUGCGAGCAGUUUUGUACCCAGUGACAAAGAAGAACACAAAAAGGUGUGUCCUGUUGUAGUUUCCAUAGAUGAUGGAUGUUUGCAGUGAAAGAGAGACUGACAGGGAUCUUGGCCGGCUCCUUUCCUUUUAAAUCAAAGACUUGCAUCUUGCACUAAUAGCUCUAAACAGAAGAGGUUCAUGCAAAGUGUAUUCUUGCACUUUGGUAACUGCUUCAAGGAAACGGAGACAAACCAGUUCAUUCCAGCCUAGUGAGAGAGCGAUCAGCUAUUUAUCUGGCUUCUAAAGUACCAGUCUCCAACAUCUCCAGGAUUCACUUGGCUUCCAUUCUGUUGUACAGAGGAGGAAGAUGAGGGGACUUCUUCAAAGCCAAACUUUUCCUUUACUAGACAAACUUCAAUUAUUGGCCUUGCUGAAAGAGACAGAGAUUGAUAACUUUGCUUUAAAUGUAUUUCUGCUUCUUCUGGUCCUUACUGACUAAUCAACUUGGUCUUCCAGAAGAGAGUCUGGCUUUCUAACUAUUGCCUUAAUUUGACAACGUGAAAUUUGAAAUCUGUUUGUCUAAAUUUUUAAAAAUGCCUUCCACAUUGAUGUGAAACUUGCUUUAUAUUGAAAAGUAUGAUUACUUGUAUAAUGAAAACCAUUCAUGUUUAGUGCAGUCACAGUGGUUCAAAGAUAAGGAACUCCUGAAAUUGUUUCUUAAAUAUUAAGCUCAGAAGCUGGCACCUCCUGCUAUGGUGAAUUCUAGAUGACAGUAACUCAAAUGAUUGUGGCUGUUUAGGAGCAGAGGUCAGAUGGUACCAAAAGGCGGGUCUGCAAUAGUUCUCUUAGCUGCAUUACAGUUUCUCCUCUGAAGAGGAGGCAUUUUUAAAUUGAGUUUAGUUACUGUUCUCUCUUCAAACUGCUCUGAGGUAAUUGGGAUGACAUUCUCAAAGCAGUUUUCCUAGUAUGACAUGAAUACAGGUAAAUCUCCCUACCUAUAGAAGGAAUUCCAGAAAGUUUGGGAAGAGGCUGUUGCUUUUGAAGGAUUAGUUCUCUUUUCCUACAUAAUUGGCCCCUGCAUCAUUGCAUGAGACUUCAUGGCAGAUUAUGUCUUAGAAUUUGGUACGUCCUAGUAUGUGGACCUUGGAACCAUGUUUAACUGUGGUUCCACUUAAAAUGUUUUUAAUGGUUGGCCUAGGCAAGAGCAUUUAAAAAAUCUCCUCCCCAGACUAGCUGGACAUACCUUAUUAUAAACUACUUUAGCUGAAGCUCUGUUUAAACACUUGAGUAACUGUUUCUACCCAAUUGUGAAUGGUUACUGGCUUUUAUCUUUAGAAUUCUAUAUGUACCCACCACACCUAGGGUGAGCAAAAAAAGCAGCAGUGUGAAACCUCCAAAGACUAGCCCCUGCAACUUGCUGAUCUGAAAUUGAUGUGCCAUGUAAGAGAUUCAAUAUUAAUGUAAGGAUGCUGGGACUGGGUUUUGUGUACUGAAAUUAAUAGUCCCAUUCCUUGCUUGGGAGACGUUGACUGUAUUUGGGAACAGCCUAUGCUAGUGGUUCAGAUCUCAAUUUCUUACAAGCAUCUUACCUUUGCAAAAAUGUGUUAGGGCUGCAUUGGAUGGAAGGAACCUUCUUUUUUUCAUCAUUGCGGCAAGAUGCUUGCAGGUUGGUAUCUGUAGGGCUAUUAGGAUUCAGAUAAAUGUUUAAUUAGCCUUACCUUAUGUGGUACUGACAUUUCCUAUCUGUGCCCUAAUUUUCCUCCAGAGGAUGUGCCUUUCUCUCUGGCUGAUGUACUGAUAACUUAGGUUAACUACAGUUCCAUUAUAACAGAUGGCCUAUAUUAUUUGACCAAAUUACAAGCCACUGUUGACUCAAGUGUCAGCAUGACUAGCUAAUGGAACAAUGUAGUGUAUUGAUCAUGGUUCAAGUAAAAACCAAAAUAACCAUAUGCUAUGAUGUUUCAGAAGCCCGGCGAUACUGUCUUCUACAUACCACUCUUUUUGUUCUUCACAAAGUGCUAUGGACUAGAACCAUUUGGAGAGCUCUUUACUGUCUUCACAGUACCUCAUUAACAGAGACUGAUUUCAAGGUGAUAUUUCUGUGUAUUUUCUGCUAAGAGGAACAGGUAAUCAUGCUGUUCUGAUGGUUCUUACUCUAGGGCUUGAUCUCUGCAGGAAUAAGUUUCAGGAGUGUGCAGAUAUAAACCUUUUUCUUUAUUACAGUAAUUGAUAUGUUAAUCUCUAAAUGAUCAUCUCUAAAUUUGAGAUGUUGCAAAUUUCUGUUGUUAAUCUAUUUCAGUGUAAACUCUAGUGCAGAGUUUAGGUUCCUUUUUUUGCCUUGAUUUUGUCCAUUCUCAAGUUAUAAGUGGAGACUUGACUUAGCUCCCUGAUCAUAUGGUUGGAUUUAUUUCCAAAUAAGAUCAGAACAUUCCAGCAUUGAGGAGAACAGUUGAAACAAUAGUAUAAAAGUUUUAUAUUCAAGUGGAUGGGAAUGCAGAUAGCUUGUGACAAUUUAGUCUCUUCUGUACUAUUCAGGUUUUUUAUUCUUCUAGCAGACUAAUCAUUUAGUUUUUGUCUUUGAGAGAGUUCACUUAUUUCCAUCCUUCCUCCCAGUUGAUUUGAACAGUUCAGGUGCACGCUGUCCAAAGAGUGCUCUGAGGUAGCCUUUUUUAGAUGUGUACUUUUAGCACUCAAAUGCCCUGUUCAAUAUACAAGGGCAGCUAUUGAUAUGGAAUUUAAACUGAAGGGCCUCAGUGCUCUGCUUCUGAGUGCCAAAUUUGUGACCUGUAUAAUUCUUGGGUCUCCUUUCUCUAAGCAAAGGAGUUCUGAGUGAGUUAAAGUGGGAGGAUAAGGAGAACUCUUUUAGAAGGCCCUAAAAUCUGAUUAAAAUAUGGUACUGAAACAUACACUGGCAACUUGAUUUUAUACUUAAAUGGAAUUUGUAUGCAACUAACGAUUUAAAAUGAUUUUUUAAAUUAUACAGAAUUAAAUGGUAAUAAAGCUUUCUUGAUUUAUUCUCUCAUUUCAUUUUCA